This is a messenger RNA of Colias croceus (clouded yellow), 1685 nucleotides long. It is a transcript of the gene 14-3-3epsilon, whose product is annotated as 14-3-3 protein epsilon. Gene Ontology annotation, cellular component: cytoplasm. Lineage: Eukaryota; Metazoa; Arthropoda; Insecta; Lepidoptera; Pieridae. Gene Ontology annotation, biological process: signal transduction. The record is from RefSeq and is a predicted model, not a curated record. Bases 135 to 920 code for a protein of 261 amino acids. The transcript is spliced from 5 exons.
GCCAUUUAUAUGACGUCAUGGGCGGAGUUUAGUUGAAGAUCGAAUUCGGAUUCGGUUGGCGGGCGCGGCCAUCUUGGUGAAUAAGUGACCUGGCGAUUUGGAUUUAGUUAGUGAAAAAUCAGUUGUAAUCCACAAUGUCGGAAAGGGAAGAUAAUGUGUAUAAGGCUAAAUUGGCCGAACAGGCCGAGCGUUAUGAUGAAAUGGUUCAGGCAAUGAAGAAUGUCGCCUCGUGCAACGUAUCAGACAAUGAGCUCACAGUAGAGGAGAGGAACCUCCUCUCCGUUGCAUAUAAGAAUGUCAUAGGAGCCCGCCGAGCCUCCUGGAGAAUCAUAUCAUCCAUUGAACAGAAAGAAGAGACAAAAGGCGCGGAGGACAAGCUGAACAUGAUCCGCGCGUACCGCAGCCAGGUGGAGAAGGAGCUGCGCGACAUCUGCUCCGACAUCCUCGGCGUGCUCGACAAGCACCUCAUACCCAGCUCGCAGACCGGCGAGUCCAAGGUCUUCUACUACAAAAUGAAGGGUGACUACCACCGGUACCUGGCGGAGUUCGCGACGGGCAACGACCGCAAGGAGGCGGCGGAGAACUCGCUGGUGGCGUACAAGGCCGCCUCCGACAUCGCCAUGACCGAGCUCCCGCCCACGCACCCCAUCCGCCUCGGCCUCGCGCUCAACUUCUCCGUGUUCUACUACGAGAUCCUGAACAGCCCGGACCGCGCGUGCCGGCUGGCCAAGGCCGCGUUCGACGACGCGAUCGCGGAGCUGGACACGCUGUCGGAGGAGAGCUACAAGGACUCGACGCUGAUCAUGCAGCUGCUGCGCGACAACCUGACGCUGUGGACGUCGGACAUGCAGGGCGACGGCGAGGCGGAGGGCGAGCCCAAGGAGCCGGCGCCCGACGCCGACGACCAGGACGUGUCGUAAGCGCGCCCCGCCCCGCAGACGCGACGUUACGUGUGCCCAUAGAUUCACAUCGAGACGUUCGUUCCGGUACUUUGGUAUUGCAUUUUAUGUACGUCGGUGAGAAUGUAUUUUCUUAACGUUAACUCGAUCUCUACCGUUGAUUAGCUUCCCCGCUCCCGUAGCGUUCGUUAGUCUCCUCUCCGGGGCGGGCUCUCGGCGGCCGCUCUCCGAACUGUAAAUUUUCUAAGUAUUUUGUACCGCGUCCGCGAGCGUCCGGCCGCGGCUCCGUUAGCACAAAGGCGUCGUGCCCGCAUCGCAUUACAAACGUUUGGAGUAUUCACACUUGGAUCGCUUUAAUUACUUACGAGUAUUGUGAUAGAGAUUUGUAUAUUUAAUUUAUUUUAUAAUUUCGCAUAUUUGUCGAGAAUAUCAUCGUGUAGCGCUAUACAUGUUAUCUGUACGAUUUUUACAGGACGAAAACGGUAGUUGUAAAGUUGUGCUAGGUUAAGGUUUAGCACUCGGUGAAUAAUUUAUUUGCGACGUAGAGCCCGAAACAUUCCAUCUCGUAUGCGCUAUGUGCUAUCCGUGGCGAGUGCGUGCCCGAGUAAGAUAUUAGCGUUAUUUUUAUUUGAAUUUGUAAUAUUGCAUAUAUUUUUGUUAAUUUAUCCACAAAAAAUACUGAUGCAGUUAGCCUUAGUGUUAUGCAAUAUUGAUUUAUGUCCUACCAACUACUGAAAAUUUAUUGUAAAUGACAGUGUAAAUCUAAUAAUAAAAUUCAAAAGUCCA